AUGGAUCCUUCAUCCACUUCUUCUUCUGCUUCCCAAACUUGGGUAUAUGAAGUUUUCCCGAGCUUUAGUGGCGAAGAUGUUCGUGUCGCUUUCCUGAGCCACUUUCUCAAAGAGUUGGAUAAGAAACUGAUCAUCGCUUUCAAAGAUAAUGAGAUCAAGAGAAGCCGAUCGCUCGAUCCCGAGCUUAAACAGGCGAUUAAGGAUUCGAGGAUUGCGGUGGUUGUGUUCUCCAAAAACUACGCCUCUUCAAGCUGCUGUCUUAAUGAGUUGCUAGAGAUCAUGAAAUGCAAAGAAGAGUUUGGUCAGAUGGUAAUACCGGUUUUUUACGGUUUGGAUCCUUCUCAUGUGAGGAAACAAACUGGUGACUUUGGAAAUAUCUUUGAAAAGACAUGCCACAACAAAACAGAAGACGAGAAAAUUCAAUGGAGGGGAGCUUUGACCAAUGUAGCUAAUAUCCUUGGAUAUCAUUCUGUCACCUGGGGUAACGAAGCAAAAAUGAUUGAAGAAAUCGUCAAUGAUAUCUUGGAAAAACUGCUUUUAACUUCAUCGAAGGAUUCAGAUGACUAUGUCGGCAUCAACGAUCACAUUGCAAACAUGAGUGUGUUGUUACAACUGGAAUCUGAGGAAGUGAGGAUGGUUGGUGUAUGGGGUUCCUCGGGGAUUGGUAAGACUACCAUCACAAGAAUUCUGUUCAAUCGACUCUCUCCAUACUUCCAAGGUAGCAUUUACAUCGAUAAGGCUUUUGUGUCAAAGAGUAAGAAACUUUACAGUAGAGCCACUCUGGCGGACACUAAUAUGAAGUUGCAUUUACAAGGAAAAUUCCUAUCGAAAAUCUUGGGAAAAAAAGACAUAAAAGUAGGUCAUUUAGGUGUAGUGAGAGAGAAGCUAAAGUACCAUAAAGUUUUAAUCGUUAUUGAUGAUUUGGAUGAUCUGAUGGUGCUACAAGUCUUGGCGGGUCAAACUCAAUGGUUUGGAAGUGGGAGCAGAAUCAUUGUGGUCACUAAUGAUAAUCAUCUUUUAAUGGCCCAUGAGAUAAAUUGUAUUUAUAAAGUUAGCCUCCCAUCUCAAACGGACGCCCUUGAGAUGUUUUGUCAAUAUGCUUUCAAGCAAGACUCUCCACCAGAUGGUUUGAUGAAGUUUGCUUCCGAAGUGGUGCAACUCGCUGGUAGUCUCCCUUUGGGCCUCAGUGUUUUGGGUUCGUCUUUUCGGGGGAGGAAAAAAGAGGAUUGUUUGAAUAUGCUACCUAGGUUUCGAAGAAGCCUAGAUGGUAAAAUUGAGGAGACACUAAGAGUCGGCUACGAUGGGUUAUGUAAAGAAGAUCAAGCGAUAUUCCGUCACAUUGCAUGUCUUUUCAACGGUGUGAAAGUUAAUGGCAUUAAAGAACUUUUGGCAUCCAGUGAGUUGGAUAUUGAUGUCGGGUUAAAAAACCUCGUUGAUAAGUCUCUCAUACAAGUAAGGGAGGAUACUGUUGAGAUGCACCGUUUGCUAGAAAAAAUGGGUAAGGAGAUCGUCCGUAAACAGUCCAAUGAGCCUGGAGAACGGGAAUUUCUAUUUGAUUCAGAGGAUAUUAGCAAUGUACUUGAAGAUAACAUUGGUACCAAAAAAGUCUUAGGAAUAUCAUUGCGUAUGAGCGGGAUUGAUGAGUUGCAUGUACACAAGAAUGGCUUCAAAGGGAUGCCAAAUCUUCGUUUCCUAACGAUAAAAAAUACAUGGGAAAAAAAAGGCAAAUUGCAGUUACCUAAAAGCUUCGACUAUUUGCCCCCAAGACUCAAAUUAUUGUGUUGGGAUGAGUAUCCAAUGAGACAUAUGCCUACUAAGUCUCGUUUUGGAAACCUCGUCUACCUCAUAUUGAGGAAUAGCAUGCUAGAGAAGCUGUGGGAAGGUGUUAUGUCUCUUUCAUGUCUCAAGAAGAUGGAUUUGAGUCACUGUGGAAGACUGAAAGAAAUCCCAGAUCUUUCGAUGGCCACUAAUCUGGAGAAACUUUUUCUUGGGGGUUGCUUGAGUUUGGUGGAGCUUCCUUCGUCUAUCCAAAAUCUCAAUGAGCUAACGGUAUUGGACAUGCAACUUUGUAGAAAGCUGGAGACUCUCCCAACUGGCAUUAACCUCAAAGCUCUCGACCACCUCGAUUUCAGCUACUGCUCAAAUCUCUCGACGUUUCCCCAAAUCUCAACCAACAUCUCAGUUCUCCUUCUGGAGGGAACAACCAUUGAAGAACUCCCUUCUAAUUUGCGUGUCGGGAAUCUCGUUGUGCUUCGCAUGCAAAACAUAAAAGAGUCUUGA
Microthlaspi erraticum is the source of this 2280-nucleotide messenger RNA. The record is from the annotation of a GenBank genome assembly. NCBI's taxonomy places the organism in Eukaryota, Viridiplantae, Streptophyta, Magnoliopsida, Brassicales, Brassicaceae.